ACGCGCCGGCGUGCGCGCCGCCGCUGCCUCUCUCUCCCUGCCUCCCUCUCUUCUCUCUCUCUCUCUCCCGUGGUAGCAGGAGCAGCGCGGGCGGCGGGGCUGGAGCGUGGCUGAGGCGGCCAUUCCUACCGAGCGAGAGAGAGCGCAGCGUGUCCCCCCCGGGCUCAGUCGCGCACAGGAGAUGCCCUCGGCUACCAACAGCACCAUGGCGAGCAGCACCACCGGCAGCACCACCGGCAAAGCGGGACCGGGCAGCGAGGCUGCCCCGGCGGCGGCGGCCCCGCAGGCGGCGGCGGGUGUGAACAUCACCACGGUGCAGACCGAGGCCAUGAAGCAGAUCCUGGGGGUUAUCGACAAGAAGCUGCGCAACCUGGAGAAGAAGAAGAGCAAACUUGAUGAUUACCAGGAACGAAUGAACAAGGGAGAACGUCUGAAUCAAGAUCAACUGGAUGCAGUGUCAAAGUACCAGGAAGUGACAAAUAAUCUGGAAUUUGCUAAGGAACUGCAGAGGAGUUUUAUGGCUCUGAGCCAAGAUAUCCAGAAAACAAUAAAGAAGACAGCUCGCAGGGAGCAGCUGAUGCGAGAGGAGGCCGAGCAGAAGCGUUUAAAGACGGUGCUGGAGCUGCAGUUCAUUCUGGAGAAGCUGGGGGACGAUGAAGUGCGCAGCGACCUCAAACAGGGAUCCAACGGGGUGCCAGUGCUGACAGAGGAGGAGCUGACAAUGCUGGAUGAGUUCUAUAAGCUGGUUUACCCUGAACGAGACAUGAGCAUGAGGUUGAAUGAGCAGUAUGAGCAAGCAUCUGUUCACCUGUGGGACUUACUGGAAGGGAAGGAAAAACCAGUUUGUGGAACAACCUAUAAAGCACUGAAGGAGAUUGUUGAACGCAUCCUUCAGACCAGUUACUUUGACAGCACCCACAACCACCAGAAUGGGCUGUGUGAGGAAGAGGAGGCAGCACCUGCACCUGCAGUAGAAGACGCUGCAGCAGAGGCUGAACCUGAUCCAGCAGAAGAAUUUACUGAGCCAACUGAAGUUGAAUCAACUGAGUAUGUAAACAGACAAUUCAUGGCAGAGACUCAGUUCAGCAGUAGUGAGAAGGAACAGGUAGAUGAGUGGACAGUUGAAACGGUUGAGGUUGUAAAUUCCCUGCAGCAACAGACACAGGCGACGUCUCCUCCCGUCCCGGAACCUCACGCACUCACUGCUGUGGCUCAGGCAGACCCCCUGGUCAGGAGACAGCGAGUACAGGACCUCAUGGCACAGAUGCAGGGCCCCUACAACUUCAUGCAGGACUCGAUGCUGGAAUUUGAGAACCAAACGCUUGAUCCUGCCAUUGUAUCUGCACAGCCCAUGAACCCAGCCCAGAGUUUGGACAUGCCCCAAAUGGUUUGCCCUCCAGUUCAUGCUGAGUCAAGACUUGCCCAGCCUACCCAAGUUCCUGUGCAACCAGAAGCUACACAGGUUCCCUUGGUUUCUUCUACAAGUGAGGGAUAUACAGCUUCCCAACCCAUGUAUCAGCCUUCUCACACAGCAGAGCAACGGCCACAGAAAGAAUCAAUUGACCAGAUUCAGGCUUCCAUGUCCCUGAAUGCAGACCAGACCCCGUCCUCAUCAUCACUUCCCACUGCAUCCCAGCCACAGGUGUUCCAGGCUGGAUCCAGCAAGCCUUUGCAUAGCAGCGGAAUCAACGUCAAUGCAGCUCCAUUCCAAUCCAUGCAAACAGUAUUCAACAUGAAUGCACCUGUUCCUCCUGUGAAUGAGCCAGAAACCCUUAAGCAGCAAAACCAGUACCAGGCCAGUUACAACCAGAGUUUCUCCAAUCAACCUCACCAAGUAGAACAAUCAGAUCUCCAGCAAGAACAACUCCAGACAGUGGUUGGUACCUACCACGGUUCCCCGGACCAGAGUCACCAAGUGGCAGGAAACCACCAGCAGCCUCCCCAGCAGAGCACUGGAUUUCCCAGGAACAGCCAGCCUUACUACAACAGCCGGGGCGUGUCCCGAGGGGGAUCCCGCGGGGCCCGGGGCCUCAUGAACGGCUACAGGGGCCCAGCAAAUGGAUUCAGAGGGGGAUACGAUGGCUACCGUCCUUCCUUUUCCAACACUCCAAACAGUGGCUACACACAGCCCCAGUUCAAUGCUCCUCGGGAUUACUCAAACUACCAGAGGGAUGGAUAUCAACAAAAUUUCAAACGUGGCUCUGGACAAAGUGGACCUCGGGGAGCUCCUAGAGGUCGUGGAGGGCCCCCCAGACCAAACAGAGGGAUGCCUCAGAUGAACGCUCAGCAAGUGAAUUAAACACGUUCACAGGAUUCCGUUCAACGCCAAAAACACGCUGGCCAGUGUACAAUACAUGUUACCAGAAGAGUUAUUAUCUAUUUGUUCUCCCUUACAGGAAGUUUGUUGUAAAGGGACUAUUUUCAUUACCCAUAAUGACAGGACUGCAGUUGCCAGCUUUAUAUUCCCUGGAUAUUGAAAGGAACGAAACAACGUUUACUCUGCAUGUUCUGUCCUAAGCAUCAUCUUGAGCCUUGCACAUGAGAUUCAGAUUCCUCACCCUUGCUAAGAAUAAAGCAAAAAAAGGCAAUUUUCAGGGUGAUCCAAUCUCCAUGGUUAACUGAAGUGGCAGGAAAAAAACAAAGACUCACUUCUGUCAUUUAAAAGUGAUUUAACAAAAUUCAGAUAAAAUCUGCAAAUUCAUAAAGAUUUUCUGUGGUGGCAGUUAAAAAAAAAAACUUAAAUGUUCCCAUGAAAAGAUGGAAAAGGUGAAGUGUGGCUUGGUAGAAAACUACAUUUCAUCUUUUUCUUACUAAAGCGAAGCACUGAACAGUUCAAGAUGUGUAGUGAUGCAAUUGCCCUAAAUAGACAGGUGGGCUUAGAGGCAGUUUGUGACAAAGAAAGAGGCACCCUUAGCUGCAGCACUCCUCAUCACCAGGGCCCUGAUUCCUGUGGCUAUGGAGUUAAGAGCGCUUGCAUAACUGCUAAUGUAACUGUGUAAUUAAUUUUUUUUUAGGAGACAAGGUGAAAAAAAAAAGAAAAAAAAAAGGCUUUGAUUUGGCACUUGGACAAAAUUUUGCAACAAAUCCUGAGCUAUAAUCUGGAUGGCCACUGUAUAUUUGAUGUGAAGUAUUUAGAUAUCUCUUUGAAACACUUUUAAGUUUCUUUGAUAGCAAUGACUUUUGUAAGGAUUGGUAUUCUCUAUCAUUCCUUAUGACUUGCACAUUGUCUGUCACUAAUACUUGACCUUGCUGUAUUAUCACCUGAAUAACUGAUGCCGGUACUGAUGGAAAUCCCUAAUGGAUAAUCAUAACACUUUUGGUCACAUGUCCUUUUGUCUUUCCUGCAGCCUUGAAGGUUUUAAGAAAUCUCAAAUGCCCGCUGCUGCUGCCCUUCCAAUUGCUGUCUUUUGAAAGCACCAGUCUGUGUUUGAGUUGAUUUCCCCUUUUCAGGGAAAUGACAGCCAGCAGUUACAGUUCUAAUGGUAUAAGCAAGAUAAAUAAAACAUGUUUAUAAAAAUUGUAUCCUGGAACACUGGUUUUCAACGGCUGAAACAGAUUCAAUGUGAUGGGGUGACAUUUCAUAAGGUUUUUUUUCUUUCUUUCUUUGGUUUUUUUUCCCCAAUAGUCUCUUUUUCCUGACUAGAUGUAAACCCUCCUCCUGUUUUUCUGGUUUUAUUCUACUAGCUGUGACUUCUGGGAAACUUUUCUUUCUGAUGGACUUUUCCUUUUUUUUUUUUUUUCCUUCAUCAAGGCAGCGAUGUAUAAAAGAAAUGGCAUAAGCCUAGGAGCUGGAAAAUACCAAGUCUUAUUCAAGUUUUACUGCAUCCUUGUGGUAUAAUCUUUGGAAAAAUCACUUGUGCCUGCCUUUUGCGCACAUGCACUCUCUCUGCAGUGGGGAGAAUAUUUUGAUAGCUGCCUCCAUAGAGGUGUUGGUAGUUCUGUUGCAUUCUAUAGCACGUGUGAGAAGAAAAGUGCUAUAUUCUCUGUUAAGUAUUGCUCAUCAAAUAAUUCCUACCUGUGGAAAGGUGAAAUUGAGGAACAGCUGCGUGGUGUUUAACUGUUCUGUACAAAACUGAAGGUUGUUUUCACUCAGAGGGUCAUUUCUACUUUGUAUCACAACUGAACUUUCAGAACUUGCAGUCAGAUACUUUUGACUUCGUUGUGAAGCAGUCUGGAACUCCAUACAAAUAGGUGGGAUAUCACUUUUCCAUGUCCUGUGUGAAGAGCACAAAUGAAAAAUGUUUUCACUGCGGGAAGUGAUAAGCUUGUGAAGACCAUAUUCCACACCAGGCAUCCUGAAACGGGGCUGAUGUCUGGAAGCAGCAGUUUGAGUCAAGGCCUAGAACAUUCCUAAACUGCAGUCCGGUGAGAAGUUGCUGUUCUGUGUGUUUUUUAGGAAGCUAUUACUGAGAUAAUAGUCCCAACUGUUUUUUAACUGGAAAAAAAAUAAAAAGACAAACCUUUUAAUGUUGAACUGAUGUAGGAAAACAGUGAAUUCUUUUAAUUAUUUUAUUUUUGUUCAGGCAUCAGCUUUUAAAUGGUUGGUGGAACACAAGCUGCUCAGCUUUUUCCAUUGCACACCAGAUGCUCCUUAAGGAACGAAUUGUAGUUUGUCAGUAAAUGUGCACCAUACUCAAUCAGAGACCUCUGAAUGGAUCAAAACAUUCCACCUUGAGUUUGGGGGGUUGGUUUGGGGUUUUUUCCCAACUUGAAUUUAUUAAUAAAACACUGGGCCUCUUCAUAGAGAGACAAGUUUUUAAACCUCCUGUAUGCCAGUGGCCUUUAGAGGAGAGGUGGAACAAGUCCCUGAGAUGUGAGCUGGGAAUCUGCAUGGAGCCCUUUGUUCUCCACCGUGGUGUGAUAAAGUCUGAAACAUCAGCUGGAGUCACCCUGUGCACCCAGAGCCCUCCCUGCUCCUCUGGCCUGCUCAGGGCACCUCUCAGUUUUUACUCCAUGGCUUGGCUCUAGUCUGAGCUCCCUCCAGAUCCCAAGCACUCCUAGAUGGGUUUCUUUUGGAAAAGGUCCUGUUUAAAGCAAAGACUGUUGCCAGAAGUUUAUGUUGAAGCAAAGCUGUGGCACUUUGGGGCUGGCUCUGCUGCUGAGCCCCUUAGCCCCUUGUGGAUGCAGGGAUGAGCUGUUUGUUCAUGAGCAGCUGGGGUGUGAUCCUGGGGCUGGGACAGGGCUGGGGCUGAGCCUGUCAGACCAAACUUCAAAACCAAACUUCUGCCUUCAGCCUCUUGCUUCCUCUUGGCUGCAAUUCAAGGGUUUCUGAGCAAGUGAUUUUUAAAUCCCUGAAGUAUUUCACAUCUUUGUAUGGAUUGUUACUGUGUCUAGGAAAUUUGGAUCCUUCCUAGGUAUCUUAGUGAAAGCUGGCCCAGAAAUCAUGAGCUGUUGUACCUGAGGCCAGCCUGCUCCUGAAUUUUACUCCUGUGUUUCUGCUGUGUACAGGCUGUUUUCUAAGAACAGUUCACCAGUGCAGUUUAGGGAUUUUGCUGUGGAGAGGGUUCUAAACAUCCCUUAUCCCCUGUUUUCUUCCCCAGAUCCUGUCUUUUGUAUGCAGCAAUCUCUGAAUCAUCAGGCAGAGUAGUUGGAAGAGGAUUGUUGGCUUUUGUUACUUAACCAGGCAAUGUAUCCUGCUGGGCCUUAACUCUCAGAGAACCCCCUGUCCUUAAAAAUGUGUCUUCUCAAAAUGUCCCACCAACCUUAAGAUUUUAGGAAGAUUGGUUGUGUUCCAGGUCUUUGGAGAAAGGAUCGAGCUUCCCUUUCUCCCAAAUGGCAUUUGAGUAGAGAGAAGUUACUGAAGAGGCUCUAACUGCAGAUAAAUACCUCAAAGAUGAUCAAUUAUACUGAAGUUCUUAAAAUUCAUAUGAUUAAGAACAAAUAGGGCAAAAUCUUUGUGGUGCAGCAGAGCAAGAUACAGAACCAGUUGGUUGGAAGAAUCUUGAUAUUCCCCUCGCCCUGUUCAUGAGGCUGCAGUCACAUCCUGGGAAAUUCAGACGGUCCCUCUUGCUGAUGUGAAACUGUUCUUGGGUGAAGUUUGUUGCAAAGUAUUUGCAUGGGUGCUUGAGCUGCAGCUGAGGUUUGUCACUGUGUGAAGGAGGCAGGUUUAGUUCCUACAAUCUGGGCACCUGUUUCUCCAGUUUUCCAUCUGCACUGAGCAUGGAUGGGACUAAAAGGUUUCCCUUCACUUGAGCUGGCAGCAGGGAACUUGCAGGGAUGUGCUGGGAAGGUGCAGGUGUCCUUCACUGAUGGCCCAGAACAUCUGGAGAGCAAGGAAGAAAUAAGCCCAGACAACAAAACUCCCCUGUUGAACUCAGAGGACAAUUUCCUUAUUUAAAUCUGGCCUUAAAUAUAUUUGUGAUUAUUGUCUGGAGUUUGCUGGAAGCUCCCUUCUAAUGGUGUUUUUCCUGAAAUGAGAGAAUUUGUUAAAAUGCAUCUGAGCCCUCCAUUGGUCUGGUCUGAUCUUGGCUGUCGUGGAGGCAGUGGCACAACUUCAGGAAAGGACCUUUUGACUUUGACAAAAAGAAGGGAGCUUUGGGAACAUUCCUUUCUUUUUGCCAGCACACUCUCAGUCGUGGAGAGGAAUAAUUGCUUAAACUGCAACAUUUUCCUGUUGGCCAUUUUUGCAGAGGGAGGGAGGUGGGGAAGGCCCUUCAGAAGUGUAUUUUUGGUGUGAUGUGGAGAGUGUGAUGGGAAACUUCCUUUUCUAGACUGUUCAUCUAAGGGCAGAGGUGCUAUUCUGUGAACCACUUUCAGAGGCUUUUUGAAUAGAAUGCUAUUAAAAUUUGUGUCUCUCUGGUUCCAGCCUUAAGGGAGGGAAAGAAAUCUAUUUUCCAAAAUCCACUUCCUAAAAGCCACUUAGACUAGCAUGUAGGAUAUCUGCAUUAGGAAAACUAGAGGCUAACUUGGCAUUUGAUUCUGAAUUUAACUUUUUUUUGCUCUUGCUGCAGUUUUAUUAAAAGCAAGAUUCUCUUCCCCUCUCUUCUAAUACUCAUAGAAGAGUCAGAAGGGUGUCACUGGCUCGCUUCCAACCCUGCUGGCCCAUUUCUACCCAAGGAAGGAUCAAGAGGACACCUGGAAUUUUGGUCUCAAGCUAAAUUUUAGGAAAUAUCUGUUAGACUUUUAAGAAAUGAAAAUGUACUUCCUCUUUUGAAGCUCUUGGAUUUUAGAAUGAAUUUUAGUAAUGCUUCUAGCACAUAAAAUAAGUGUUGAGAAUUUUUAGUUUGUUGUCAGGUUUAAAUUUUCUGAUGGCCUUAAACAUACCUGUAUAUAUGUCUUUGCAGUUCUUAAACUCAGCGUUGGAAACAAAUUGGUCCAUGGCUUAUGUAAACACUUGACAAAUAAAUCUAUUUAAAUGUUUUA
Agelaius phoeniceus (red-winged blackbird) is the source of this 7362-nucleotide messenger RNA. It is a transcript of the gene CAPRIN1, whose product is annotated as cell cycle associated protein 1. Gene Ontology annotation, molecular function: RNA binding. Gene Ontology annotation, cellular component: cytoplasm. Lineage: Eukaryota; Metazoa; Chordata; Aves; Passeriformes; Icteridae. The record is from RefSeq and is a predicted model, not a curated record.